Messenger RNA from Impatiens glandulifera, 1135 nucleotides. RefSeq lists its product as uncharacterized. The transcript has 9 exons. Gene Ontology annotation, cellular component: clathrin vesicle coat; membrane. The coding region runs from base 172 to 1011 and encodes 279 amino acids. Lineage: Eukaryota; Viridiplantae; Streptophyta; Magnoliopsida; Ericales; Balsaminaceae. The record is from RefSeq and is a predicted model, not a curated record. Gene Ontology annotation, biological process: endocytosis.
GGGCAAAAAAAAAAAAUUGUAUGAAGCAAGAGAAGAGUACACCACCACCUUAAGAGCUAUUGAAGAACUCUGAUCAGGCAGGGUAAAGGGUGAGAUCGAUCAAUCAACGCCGUGAAACGAGAUUAAUCUUCAUCUGAUCGGGUUAGGUACCUCUCUCUUUCAAUAUCUAUCAUGGAGAAAGAACAGAAGGAAUGUGCCGAGGUAGAAAAUGAUCGGGAUCCUGUCGAAGGAAACGAACCCAACGAAGAACUGGAGCUGGUUCUCUUUCAAGUGCCCGAAUGUUAUGUUUAUUUGAUACCUCCCAGAAAGAGUGCAGCAUCAUACAGGGCUGAUGAAUGGGAUGUUAAUAAGUGGACAUGGGAAGGGGCACUGAAAGUUUAUAGCAAGGGAGAGGAGUGCAUUAUCAAACUUGAAGAUAAAACAACAGGUGAAUUAUAUGCUCGAGCCUUCCUGAGAGAUGGAGAACCACAUCCAGUGGAGGCUGUAAUUGAUAGUAGCAGAUAUUUUGUCCUCCGUAUAGAAGAAAACAUUGAUGGCCGUCUUCGACAUGCUUUUAUUGGCAUAGGUUUCAGGGAAAGAACACAGGCAUAUGACUUCCAGGCUGCUCUUCAUGACCAUAUGAAGUACCUAGAGAAAAAGAAAACGGCAGAAGACAUGGAGCAACAUUACCAGAAUGAAUCAUCAGUUGAUUACAGUCUGAAAGAGGGGGAGACUAUUGUACUUAAGCUAAAGAAUAAAGGCAGUUCUAUUGGGGAAGGUGUAAGUAAUCUGACUCUGGAGGAAAAAGUAACGAAAAAAGAAGGGAUUCUGUCAAUAAAACCACUGCCACUUCCUCCUGCACCACCUUCUCGGUCCACUCCGAUGACAACAACUCCAUUAGGCUCUCCUUCAAGCUCUAAGGAAGCUGAUGAUGAUGACUGGAAUAAGGCAAAUGAUGAUGAAGUAGUACCUUCCAUUGAAAACAAAAGUCUACCUGAUGAGGAUUUCGGGGAUUUUCAGGUAGCAACUUAAUCUGCUUAUGGAAUUUAAUUACUGACUUUUUUUUCUUCUAUAUUUGGUGAUGUAUCAAAGUUUGAGAAUUAUUGUAAAAGUUGAUGUUCUUUUAUAAAGGAAAGUAUAAUUAUACAUCUUUUGG